Molecule: messenger RNA, 339 nt
Organism: Clunio marinus
Lineage: Eukaryota; Metazoa; Arthropoda; Insecta; Diptera; Chironomidae
Source: the annotation of a GenBank genome assembly
GAGCUGACCGAAUUCAGUUUUUCAUACAAAACAAUUCGCAAAAUGAGAAAAUAUCCGACAUCAAAAAUUUUAGAUAAAUUGCAUAGAGGAGUUGUGUGGACAUGCAUGGGAGUGACUGCUUAUGGAACCUUCUUGAUUGGAAUGAGAGUCUAUCGAUACUUUACAGUUGUCAGACCACAGCGUCAAUUAGAGGAAUUCAAAAUGUUGGAGGACGAAAUAGUCGAUAAAGCAAAUUUGAUUGACAGUGCUCCUAAGCUUCAAAGUUAGUUUAUGUUGUAUCUUAAAAAUAUUUAAUAAUCUUUAAUUACAAUAAAGUUAGUAUUGAACAUAAAUGACGAG